AUGGGUUGUACGUUGUCAAAAGAGGAGCGUGAUGCUCUUGAGCAGAGCAGAAAUAUCGAUAAGAAGUUGAAAGAGGACGGCAUGCAAGCCGCCAAAGAUGUGAAACUGUUGCUUUUGGGUGCUGGAGAGUCCGGAAAAAGUACCAUCGUCAAGCAGAUGAAAAUUAUCCACGAAGGUGGUUUCACUCAAGAAGAUAACAAACAAUACAAACCAGUCGUUUACAGCAACACAAUUCAGUCUAUGGUGGCCAUCCUACGAGCAAUGAACACAUUGGGAAUACAGUUUGGAGACGCGGAACAGGGGGCUGAGGACGCGCGAAUCGUGUGUGAUGUGAUCCAGGCUAUGGAAGACACAAAACCCUUCUCUGAGGAUUUACUAGAAGCAAUGAAACGGUUGUGGGCGGAUGCCGGAGUACAAGAGUGCUUUGCGCGUUCCAAUGAGUAUCAGCUGAACGAUUCAGCCAAAUACUUCUUGGACGAUUUGGACCGAUUGGGCGCAAAGGAUUACAUGCCCACUGAACAGGACAUUCUCCGAACUCGAGUCAAGACGACCGGUAUUGUCGAAGUCCACUUCCAGUUCAAAAAUAUGAAUUUCAAGCUAUUCGAUGUUGGUGGGCAACGCUCAGAACGCAAAAAGUGGAUCCAUUGUUUCGAGGAUGUGACAGCCAUUAUCUUUUGUGUUGCCAUGAGCGAAUAUGACCAAGUGCUACACGAGGACGAAACAACGAAUCGAAUGCAAGAAUCACUCAAACUGUUCGACUCCAUUUGUAACAACAAGUGGUUCACAGACACCAGCAUCAUUUUGUUCCUGAACAAAAAAGAUCUAUUUGAAGAGAAAAUCAAGCGAUCACCGUUGACCAUAUGUUUCCCCGAGUAUCCUGGUAAACAAACUUACGAGGAAGCAGCUAUCUACAUCCAAGCUUCUUUUGAGGCGAAAAACCGGUCUCCAAACAAAGAGAUCUAUUGUCACCAAACCUGUGCUACGGACACGAAUAAUAUUCAGUUUGUCUUUGACGCAGUUACUGACGUUAUCAUUGCGAACAACCUCAGGAACUGUGGACUUUACUAG
Molecule: messenger RNA, 1068 nt
Organism: Fasciola hepatica (liver fluke)
Lineage: Eukaryota; Metazoa; Platyhelminthes; Trematoda; Plagiorchiida; Fasciolidae
Source: the annotation of a GenBank genome assembly